Molecule: messenger RNA, 5038 nt
Organism: Eupeodes corollae
Lineage: Eukaryota; Metazoa; Arthropoda; Insecta; Diptera; Syrphidae
Exons: 10
Coding region: 764-3862 (1032 amino acids)
Biological process (GO): protein polyubiquitination; positive regulation of proteasomal ubiquitin-dependent protein catabolic process; ubiquitin-dependent protein catabolic process
Cellular component (GO): cytoplasm; ubiquitin ligase complex
Molecular function (GO): zinc ion binding; ubiquitin protein ligase activity; ubiquitin conjugating enzyme binding
Source: RefSeq, a predicted model, not a curated record
GAUCACUUUUAACUCAGUUGAGUUUAACAUUUCAUCCGCUAACGUUGGAUGUGCCGCGUCGGUUUGUCUUCGCACAAUUUUUAAUGAGUCACUAAAACUCAAACAACAAAAAUUCCUUUGCUCGCGUUUUAUGUCAAACAAAUGUCAGAUUUCGCUGUCAAAUCUCAUCAAUUGCGGUAGCAAUAACGACGCAACGCCGACGGAACGGGACGGGGCUGUGUAUCGUAAAUUAAAAUGAUAUUAAAAAGAAAUAAAGAAACGUGUUUUUAAGUGAAACUAUUCAAAGGAGAAAACUCCAUUUGUUAAUUUUAUAAUAAUUAGCAAAAUAAAAAGAAUAAGAAGAAAACAAAAAGUCAGAAAAUCGUGAAAUCAGAAGUGAUUUUUGUUUUGCUGUCAAAGAAAUUAAAAUUUAUACCAACCUACUAUCAAUGAUGUUUAAUGUGGUGACUCGUGUGAUGUGAAACGAGAGUGAAACAAAAAUUUUGUAUAUUUUUGAUAAAGAGUGAAAUUAUAUAUUAAUUCAUUAUAGUGAAAUUGUUAUUCUUUUUUUAAUAAUCUUUCUAAUAUAAAAUUCAUGGGAUUAUUGUUGACAUAAUACAUAAUUUGGAUACCCACCACGUUGAAAUACAAUUUUAAGAACUGGGAUUUACAUACCAAAUCGAAGGUUCUUCUUCGUGGAAUCAUUUAAAAAUGGCUCGUAUCAAAAUGGCUUCCCUAUUAUCUGUUAGGCCACCUGGCAAGAAAACACAAAUAAACUGUCAAAAUGCGUCCACCAUUGACAGGAAGUUCUGUCAAAAAUGAAGUGGUCCAACCACUAGGACAACCAAUACAAAAUCAUAAAGAACCUCGUUUAGAGAAUCAUCAACAAAAACAACAGCAACUUUUGACAACAACUUCAAAUAACAAUAAUAUUCACAUCAGAGACUACGAUCCAUCUGAAUUCCGUAUAGUCGAUCUAAGUACAUCACCACCAGUCACACCAGAAGCUGCAUUUGACAGAUCACCAAAUCAGUUAUUUCAUCAUCAACAAACUGCUCUACUACGUUCGAACUCGAAUUCGAAUUCGAAUUCGAAUUUUUUCGUGAAUCAUCUGGACGAGAAGUACGUUCUGUUUGAGUCAUUUGCAUCGGAUGAUUCAUCAACAUUGAAUAUCGAAUCCACUGCAAAUCAUCAUCACUUACCAUUGUCCGAGACAGAACCAUUGCUGACGAAUAUCGAAGCAACUGUUUCCGAUCGAGAUCGUUCGAUUUGUCUUCACAAGAAUAGUGCCUCGUUGAUAUUCACCAAAAAAGAAGUGUCAUCAUCAUCUGUCAAUAGCAGUGGCCGGAGACAUCACCAUCACCACCAUCGUGAUAGUUACGUUGAUGAUCACAACGUUGAGAGUCAACCAUUUUUAUCGUAUCAUCGUCAAUCGAUUGGAACUGCAGGUGAACAUAAGAAUCGCAGCAACCAUCAUAGUCAACACAAUUAUUUGGAUAAAGUUGCUGCUGGACGUGUUCAACAUCAUCGACGAAGUCUUCCUUUGAAUUACUCAGGAGUAGUAGGAGGGAAUAGUACUAAUAGCAGCAUAAGUGGUCAGCGUUCUGGACAUUUUUCAGCCCACAAACAGACAACAAACACAACGGCUGCUAAUACAAGGAAACAGCACGCGUACUCUUGGUACGCUCCGGUUUACAGCGCCCUCGAAGAAGAAUUGGAGCAGGAAUCAAGGGACUCCUCGCCAAUUCACAAUCUGGCCAAUUCGAAGAAAACGACCAGCAAUCAGGUGCAAUGUUCGGAAAAUGAAACCGCGUCACUAUUGGAUUCGAAGAAUCAACUUAACAUCCAACCACAACUUCAUUUGACUAAUUUGCGGGCACGACGUGCCAUAUCAUCACCCCAACCACCAACAAAUCUACCACUUCAUCUGACAACCACAACCACCAACAACGCAACCUAUCCACCACAAUAUAACAAUAAUAAUCUUGUCAACGGCAUCAACAAUCAAACAAAUCACCACCAACAAAAUGAAAACGAGGGCCCUCAUGCAGCCUCACUUCUUGCUGGGGGCCCAAUACCGAGGCGGCGACGUUUUGAGAAUUUCCUGAAGUCCCUGGUUGGACGUAAACCAUCCAAGGAUACAUCGUUUAGUCCACCGUUGUUACCAUCACCCGAAAUAACUAUCACACGAACUCCAUCCGAUCAGAAUGUGAUCUUAAGAGAUCCAUCGGGCUUUAGACAACCGGAGGUGGUUAGCUAUUUGCCCGAUAAGGUGCCAACGACUAGCAGCACAACAUCUUUGAACACAGCUGUCCAGCAGAAGUUGUGGAAUGUGGUGCCACUGUUGCGGCGAGAAGGCAGCGCUACCAGUUUGCAUCAUGAAAAGUCGCAGUCCAUUGUGCAGUAUACGGGAAUGCGAAAGUGCGAAACGGUACUUGCACUUACGCGACAAUCCUCAUCAGUAUGUUCGCCAAUGUCCGAUACCAGCGCUGGGACACCACUGGGUGGCAGUCGCACCGGUGGCAUUCGUGACAGUGGCGGUGGCAUCAGCAUAAAUGGCACCGAGCAAAUAAGACCGCUCAAUCGACUCCGAAAUAGUAUGUCGACAUCGAACGCUACGUGUUCGCGUUGUUCUAGUCUGUUAUCGUUGGCCGUGUCCGGUUCACGGUAUUCCUUGAAUACCGCUAAUAGCGGAUUCAUAAAUGUUAAUAACAAUUCAAAUAAUCUAAACAAUAACUUUAGCAAUCUAAGUAGUAGUAGUAUCAUAAGUAAGACCAACGAUUGUGUAGAUGGCGGUAGUAAUACAAGUUCGAGGAAGAGCUCCGCUAACGGUAACAUUCCGCCAUCGAAUGUGACAACGGCGACGUUAAAUUCAUCACCGUUGUCGGGUCCGUUGAGUCCGUUGUCGCCGAUUAUUGUUUCGAGCAGUAGUGGAACGGCAGUGGUAACGCUUCCUGUUGAAUUGGAAGAAGAAUUCACAUGCAAGCUUUGUCUGAUUGACGUUGCCCCGAAUGAGGCGACAACACUGGCGCAAUGCGGAUGUCGAUUUUGUACUGAGUGCAUGAAGGCGUAUGUGGAAUUUGAAAUAUCAGAAGGAGCUUAUGACAUAUCAUGUCCAGAUGCACAAUGCCCUUCGCAGGGUGUUGUUGCAUUAAAUGAAAUCGAUAAGCUGACAUCACAAAAUCUUAUGAAGAAACAUCAUCGAUAUCGAUUAAAUCGAGAAAUAGAAUUGGACAAAUUCCGAACCUGGUGUCCAAGAGCUGGUUGUGAGACUGUUUGUUUGGUUGGUUGCACAUCUGAUUCGGCGCUGGCACCAUCUUCGUUAAACGAAGAUAAAGACAAUGCAAUCCAACAAGCUGCACUAUGCCCGGUUCAAUGUCCUUCAUGUAAAGAUGAAUUUUGUUCCGGUUGUAAAAAACCGUGGCAUCCAAACAUGUCCUGUGAUGAAAACAAUCGGCGAUUGGCAGCCGAUGGCCAAGAUGAUAUUGGCAUACCAUUUGAUAAUGACUUAAUCAAAUGUUGUCCAAUGUGUGCUGUUCCUAUUGAGAAGGACGAAGGCUGUGCCCAAAUGAUGUGUAAACGUUGUAAACAUGUCUUCUGUUGGUAUUGUCUAGCAAGUUUAGACGAUGACUUUCUUCUACGUCAUUAUGACAAGGGACCAUGUAAAAAUAAAUUGGGACAUUCCCGAGCUUCUGUUGUAUGGCACAGAGCUCAAGUGAUCGGCAUAUUUGCUGGUUUUGGCAUUUUACUGCUUGUGGCAUCACCGCUUUUAUUACUAGCAGCACCCUGUAUUAUAUGCUGUAAAUGUCGCAUCUGUAGCGGUGGCAAUAAGAUGGAAGAAGGUGAAGGCGAUAUCGAGGAAGCUGCAGCUCUUCAGAGCUAAUAUCCAAAGGUGUCAUCAGCGCCAUCUACAUCUGACAAACAGCAGAGUUGAAACAAUAUGGACUCAAUGUUGUCAAAAUAAACAGAAUCCGAAAAUGUGUAUAAUACUGUAUUAUUAAGGGUGUUUCUUUUUUGGAAUGCAAGCUCGAUUUGAAUUGGAAGGAAAAAUUUAAAUAUACAUUAUAAUAUCGGGCUUAAACCUACACUAUAGAAAAUAAUCCAUUUCGACUGAAAGACCAACAGGCACAACGAAAUUUAGAAAACAUUAAACAAAACUUUUCCAUCCAAUUCGAUUCGAGAGUGCAGGAAAAAAAAACGCAAAAUUUCGACGUGUAUGUUCAAAACUAUGCAUACUCAAAAAACCAACAAAAACAUAAACACAUCCAUUAUAAACUUAAUUUUAUUAAAUUUUAACUUAUAAGAUUAAAUUUUAUUAUUCUUUCUCAAUUCAAUUAAAAUUAGAAUUAAAUAUUAAAUAAAAACAAACAUUAAAUUUUAGAUAGUUUCUCAUUUAAAACAAAACAAACAAAUAAAAAAGUAUACCUACACUUUUUUCUUAAAGUUUAAAAUAAAUUAGAUUGGGUUGCAAAUAAUUAUUAUUAUUAUAUCUAUAGAUAUUAGAUAAAUACAUCAUAUUUAUACAUUUAACUAAAUUGUGAUAUUUACAGUGAUUCGAUUUAAAACAGAUUGAAAUAAAAAAUUCAUACCUACAGUUAAGGCGGAUAUGAAAAGCAAAGAGGAGAGAAGAUUAAAAAAUUGAGAUAGAAAUUAAAAAAUAAUUUCAUAAAGAGGAACAAAAUAUUAUUAUUAUUAUUUUUGUUUUAAUAUUUAAUAAAAGAAAAUAAAAAACAUUAAAAAAUGGUCAGAAGAACAAAUAUGAGUCCAAGUCCAUCCUUUCUUUUUACAUUUUAAACAAAUUGUAGAUAAACAAAAUAAAAAACCAACAAAAACAAAAUAAAACUUUUAUUAAAUUAUAUAGUAUCAGAAAUAUGUAGAUUUGUUUUAAUUAAAUAUAAAUAUAAAAUAAAUAGCAGUAGAUAAAAUUUUCAAAUAAAUCAUUGUACACGAAAAACAAAAUAAAUUAAAAAUUAAAUCAAAUAUUUGCAUUUGAAAUAAAAAUGCUUUUAUGAUCUUUUUAUUAGAUAGAACACAAAAAAUACACUCAAGCUGAAGUGAG